AUGGAUGUCAAAAAUGCAUUCUUGAAUGGUGAUCUUCAAGAAGAAGUCUAUAUGCAACCACCUUCUAGGUAUCCUCACUCAUCUAAUCAGUAUCUUAGUGAACACUUUGAGAUGAAGGAUUUGGGUACUCUCACAUAUUUCUUUGGCCUUGAGAUCUCUUCUAGUUUCGAUAGCCAUUAUCUCUCUCAAACCAAAUAUGCUUCUGAUCUUCUAGCAAAGGCAGCAAAACCCCAAUUUUUGUCAGCACCUCGAUCUACACAUUAUGUUGCUGUGCUUCGCGUUCUUCGCUAUGUUAAAGGCACUUUAUUUCAUGGUCUUCACUACUCCUCCCGUUCUGUACUCUUAUUAUGUGCCGAUUCUGAUGCUGAUUGGGCAGGUGAUCCAACUGAUCAUUGCUCUACCACGGGAUUCUGUUUUUUCUUGGGUGAUUCUCUUAUAUGUUGGCGUAACAAGAAACAAACCUUGGUCUCUCGCUCUAGUACUGAAUCCGAAUAUCAUGCUCUUGCUGAUACCGCUCAAGAGCUCCUUUGGCUUCACUGGUUACCUUUAGAUAUGGGUGUUACUUUUUCCAUUGCCACUUCUCUAUACUGUGACAAUCGUAGUGCUAUUGCUGACAUCUUCACCAAGACACUUCCACCUGGAUGUUUCCAAGAUUUGGUUUCCAAAUUGAAGCUGAUUUCUACCUUGCCACCUUAA
Messenger RNA from Camellia sinensis, 696 nucleotides. Lineage: Eukaryota; Viridiplantae; Streptophyta; Magnoliopsida; Ericales; Theaceae. The record is from RefSeq and is a predicted model, not a curated record.